GGGCCGGCGGACGAGGCGGGCAGCGAGGAGGCGGGCCCCGCGGGAGAACCGCGCGGAAGCCAGGCCAGCUUCAUGCAGCGCCAGUUCGGCGCGCUCCUGCAGCCGGGAGUCAACAAGUUCUCGCUGCGGAUGUUCGGCAGCCAGAAGGCCGUGGAGCGCGAGCAGGAGCGCGUCAAGUCGGCGGGGGCCUGGAUCAUCCACCCGUACAGCGACUUCAGGUUCUAUUGGGACUUCACCAUGUUGCUGUUCAUGGUGGGAAACCUCAUCAUCAUACCUGUGGGCAUCACCUUCUUCAAGGACGAGACCACGGCCCCGUGGAUCGUGUUCAACGUGGUCUCGGACACGUUCUUCCUCAUGGACCUGGUGCUGAACUUCCGCACGGGCAUCGUGAUUGAGGACAACACGGAGAUCAUCCUGGACCCCGAGAAGAUCAAGAAGAAGUACCUGCGCACGUGGUUCGUGGUGGACUUCGUGUCCUCCAUCCCCGUGGACUACAUCUUCCUUAUCGUGGAGAAGGGCAUCGACUCCGAGGUCUACAAGACGGCGCGUGCGCUGCGUAUCGUGCGCUUCACCAAGAUCCUCAGCCUGCUGAGGCUGCUGCGCCUGUCGCGGCUCAUCCGCUACAUCCACCAGUGGGAGGAGAUCUUCCACAUGACCUACGACCUGGCGAGCGCGGUCAUGCGCAUCUGCAAUCUCAUUAGCAUGAUGCUGCUGCUGUGCCACUGGGACGGCUGCCUGCAGUUCCUGGUGCCCAUGCUGCAGGACUUCCCGCGCAACUGCUGGGUCUCCAUCAACGGCAUGGUGAACCACUCGUGGAGCGAGCUGUACUCGUUCGCGCUCUUCAAGGCCAUGAGCCACAUGCUGUGCAUCGGCUACGGGCGGCAGGCCCCCGAGAGCAUGACGGACAUCUGGCUGACCAUGCUCAGCAUGAUCGUGGGCGCCACCUGCUACGCCAUGUUCAUCGGCCACGCCACGGCGCUCAUCCAGUCCCUGGACUCCUCCCGGCGCCAGUACCAGGAGAAGUACAAGCAGGUGGAGCAGUACAUGUCCUUCCACAAGCUGCCCGCCGACUUCCGGCAGAAGAUCCACGAGUAUUACGAACACCGCUACCAGGGCAAGAUGUUUGACGAGGACAGCAUCCUGGGCGAGCUCAGUGGGCCGCUGCGGGAGGAAAUUGUCAACUUUAACUGCCGGAAGCUGGUGGCCUCGAUGCCACUGUUUGCCAAUGCUGACCCCAACUUUGUCACGGCCAUGCUGACCAAACUCAAAUUCGAGGUCUUCCAGCCAGGUGACUACAUCAUCCGCGAGGGCACCAUCGGCAAGAAGAUGUAUUUCAUCCAGCACGGUGUGGUCAGUGUGCUCACCAAGGGCAACAAGGAGAUGAAGCUGUCCGAUGGCUCCUAUUUCGGGGAGAUCUGCCUGCUGACACGGGGCCGGCGCACGGCGAGCGUGCGUGCCGACACCUACUGCCGCCUCUACUCCCUGAGUGUGGACAACUUCAACGAGGUGCUGGAGGAGUACCCCAUGAUGCGGCGGGCCUUCGAGACUGUCGCCAUCGACCGCCUGGACCGCAUUGGCAAGAAGAACUCCAUCCUGCUGCACAAAGUGCAGCACGACCUCAACUCGGGCGUGUUCAACAACCAGGAGAACGCCAUCAUCCAGGAGAUCGUCAAGUACGACCGCGAGAUGGUGCAGCAGGCGGAGCUGGGCCAGCGCGUGGGCCUCUUCCCGCCGCCCCCGCCGCCGCAGGUCACCUCGGCCAUCGCCACGCUGCAGCAAGCCGUGGCCAUGAGCUUCUGCCCGCAGGUGGCGCGCCCGCUCGUGGGGCCGCUGGCGCUCGGCUCGCCGCGCCUCGUGCGCCGCCUGCCCCCGGGGCCCGCGUGGCCCUUCCGAUGA
Molecule: messenger RNA, 1896 nt
Organism: Ailuropoda melanoleuca (giant panda)
Lineage: Eukaryota; Metazoa; Chordata; Mammalia; Carnivora; Ursidae
Gene: HCN2
Product: hyperpolarization activated cyclic nucleotide gated potassium and sodium channel 2
Biological process (GO): regulation of membrane depolarization; sodium ion transmembrane transport; potassium ion transmembrane transport
Cellular component (GO): dendrite; HCN channel complex; axon
Molecular function (GO): voltage-gated potassium channel activity
Source: RefSeq, a predicted model, not a curated record